This is a messenger RNA of Metarhizium brunneum ARSEF 3297, 3006 nucleotides long. NCBI's taxonomy places the organism in Eukaryota, Fungi, Ascomycota, Sordariomycetes, Hypocreales, Clavicipitaceae. The record is from RefSeq and is a predicted model, not a curated record.
AUGGCUUUCAAGUACGAUUUUCUCAAAGCUUCUGACCCAGUUCGACCAUUGUCGUCCAUGAUCGAGCAAGCAGAAGACCUACUAUUCAACCUACGUUUCCGGCGGGAGGAACCGCACCAGUCGCAACGCCCGAUAUUGUUCAUCUGUCACAGCUUUGGGGGACUCAUUUUGAAACACGCAUUACUCAUUGCGAAACGCCGUGCCGACUUCCGCGACAUAUUCGACAGUAUAGCAGGCAUCCUAUUCAUUGCCUGCAUCCAUGACGAGCACAUGAAGGACCUUGAGCGGUGUCUUCUUUGGUCUGCUACUGUGGAACUCUCUCUCACGAAAACGCGACGGCACGAUGUUCUAGAGAGUUUGAAUACCCCCACUGAAUGGGAAGCAGCGAAACAAAUCAUGGAGCAUUUUAAAAUGCUCUACCUUCCCUUUCCAGUACGAACCUUUUGCGAGACAAAGGCAACUGUCUAUUUAUCGCGGCCGUUUCGUGGACAGAAGUCGCAAAUUCUCUGUCCAGAAGAAGCAGCGUUUCUACCUGGCUUCCAGGAGACAGUGAAACCCAUCGACCUGGAUCAUACUCAGCUCAGUGUCUUUCCGAAUCGAACAGAUCCUUUCUACGAAACCCUGUUGUUAGAGCUGCAUAGCCUCCUCGACGUCCACGAUGGCAAAGACAUCAAACCUGAGAUCUACAUGGAAAGCAUCGUUUCCAGCCUAAAAAUAAACUCCAACUCAAGUCAAGAUUUUGCUGAGGACUCUAGUAAAGCCCCAAAGUCUGAGACGAAGAUGAAUAUUCGUCUCCCUUGCCACAUUCUAGCGCCACAUCAGCCGAAUCAUAGCUUUAUUGGUCGCGAGGAUGUUCUCGACGAUAUUGAAGCACAUCUGCGUCCGGUACGCAAACUUAACGAAGGGCACUGCGUGUUUGCCCUUUGCGGUCUAGGGGGGAUGGGCAAAACGCAGAUCGCUCUGAAGUAUGCGUUUAGUAGCCUGUCGAAGUUUGAGGUUGUUUUAUGGAUUCCUUCAGACAGCCGGGAGAAGAUGCUCGCAAGGCAUAUUGCUUUUGCAGUGGAGAUAGGCUUGGUCGAGUCUACGAAUGAUGACCAAAACAAAGCCAAGGAUAUUGUGAAAGAAUGGUUUGAGACUUCCCAAAUACCUUACCUGAUCAUCUUCGACAAUGCCGAUAGCGUCGAUAACAAAGCGCUACUGGCAGAAUUCUGGCCAGGAGGUGACACAGGUUCGAUUCUGAUCACGUCCAGAGAUAAGAGCCUUCUUGGCGAGUUUUCGGGGCAGAGUCUUACUCAGCUCCUCCCGGAAGAUGCCAUCGAACUUCUUAUGAUUCUCACGAACCGUGGUGGUCGAAAAGCAGCGGCUAUCUAUCCCGAGAGGGAGAUGCAAGCCGCUGCUAACCUUGUUGAGGUGGUUGGUUGCUUACCGUUGGCAAUUACGCAGCUGGCUAGCAUUGCCAUUGAAGAUUGCUGCUCACUCAGGGACCUGGAAUCAUCAUACGACAAUUUCGCGCAGCUCAUCGAGGACUCCGAAUACGGACAAACUGUCACUGGGACGCUAUCCCAAUAUUCCUACUCCCUUGAAACGGUGUUGAGUAUGAAUUACGAAAAUCUUGAUAGGCCUCAACAAGAUCUUCUCAAUAUACUGUCCUUCUUGGAUCCCGACAAAAUUCAGUUCGAUUUAUUGACAGGAAGCGUCGGUGACAUUGCACAACAGCAUCACGAAGUCUUUAAGACGCGAAGGCAGUUGAUCAAGGCGAGGGGAUUUCUUUUGAAAAGCUCGCUACUCUACGAGAAUGCCGAACUUUCAAUCAAUUGGAUGCAUCGACUGGUGCAAUCGACCUGCCAGUUGCGCAUGCUGAAAACCAGCCCCGAGACUCGCCAGAAGGCCUUUGAAAGUGCCUUUAGCAUGGUCCACAAAGCAUUCCCGGUAGCUCCGAUCACAGGUCGUCAUGACCGGAGUUAUUGGGCUGCGCAAGAAGGAUGCCUCGCUCACGUUCAAAUACUUGCGAAAACCGUGGAGUCUUCACAGCACAAGAACCCCCUUGAAGUAGACGCAGCCAAGUUCUCGAAACUACUUCAUGAUGCAGCAUGGUACUUGUAUGAAAGGGGGACUUUUCAACCCGCCUAUGAACUACUAGAUGUAUCCGAAAUGAUUGCGACGCAAGCUGAAGACCGUACGGGCAUGCUGGUAAUCCUUGCAGAGAUCUGUCGGGCUCGCGCAUCGCUGCAAACAGAGACCAAUCAGCCUCAGCAGGCCUAUGAGAGCUUCACAAGGGAACUGGAUUUCGUCUACGAGGCCAUAGAAGCAGGCGUCAUGAAACGACCCCACAUGCAAGAAGUCUUUUCACUGGGGGGCGUGGCUAACGCGCUUCAAGGCCUGCAUCGCUACACUGAGGCAGAGGCAUACUAUCGUAAAGCUCUUGAAGCGUUCGAAGGGAUGCCCGGGAUCCUUUCCAAAAUGUCAAUCCUGGAGCACAACUUUGCAAUUUGUCUUUGGAUACAGGGAAGGCACGAAGAGGCUUUUGAGCUCCUCAACAGAAUCAUCACCGACAGAAACGACACGACUACCUAUCGGACGGCACAUGCCAUGUUUGCACUCGGCAACGUCGAAACCAGAAACAACAUGCUUGAUGCGGCAUUAGCAACGCACGUGCAAACUCUGAAGCUGUUUCGCGCAACCUUAGGAGACGGACAUCACAAGACAGGCAAUACGCUUUACAAGAUCGGGUGUCAUCUACGUAGAAAACACGACUACAGCGGCUCCAUAACCAACUUACGAGACGCUUUACAGGUAUUUGAGAGCGGUGGUGCGUUUUUGAAUGAAACAGCAAGGUCGACUUUUAUGUUGGGAUGCGUAUAUCAGGACGCAGGCGAGAUUGCAAAUGGCCGUCUGCUUAUCGAGAAGGCGGAAGAAAUGCGGAAGAAGGUUGUUGGGGACGCUGAAUGGUCUCCAGCCUCAGGUGUCUCGGAGUUUGACUCUUUGAUAAACUGCUGGUCGAGGUGA